Molecule: messenger RNA, 1487 nt
Organism: Coffea eugenioides
Lineage: Eukaryota; Viridiplantae; Streptophyta; Magnoliopsida; Gentianales; Rubiaceae
Exons: 11
Coding region: 141-1391 (416 amino acids)
Source: RefSeq, a predicted model, not a curated record
AAGAUGCCGAGCUGAGAGCAAAGAAACUUGCUUUAUUAUAACCUUUUUCUCCUUUAUAAGUAGUGCAUGAUUCAUGAAGGGACUAUGAUUCUACAAGCUUUUUGUUAGCUAGCUCAGGGGUUCACUUGUGUCAUACAACAAUGUCUUCACUGUCACACUCUUCUUCAACUUGUUCUUUCUGGAGUACUUUACUGCAUUCCUUGUUGCUCUUGGCUUGGUUCUGUUCUUCUGCAUUUCUUCAAGUUUCGAAUGCUGCAAGUCCUAGUGUCAAUGUCGCCAAUGUCUCCCAGGUGGAGGAUGCUGCAUACUUUCAUCUAUAUUAUGGCAACAGUUUCAAAGUCAUCAAGAACGGAUUAGAUGGCCAGAGUUAUCUUCUCAUUCAGAAAAAUACAAGGAUGGCAGCUAGAACAAAAUAUUGCACGCCCAGAAUAAGAUCAUUCAUCAUCCCAUUGUCAAACUAUUCAGUCGAUACUGUACUUUUUCCAGUUUCUUUCUUUGAGCUUCUUGGUUUACUAGGUAAUUUGAAGGGUAUAACAUCAGACUUGGUAGCUUCACCGUGUGUACUGAAAUUACAUAGUGAGGGACAAGUUGGGGUGGUUAACAAGACUGAGCCAGGGCAGCUUUCUCAAUUUGCAGCUUAUUUCAUUAGUGAUACUGAUCAAGCACAAUCCUGCAACUAUGCAACAUUUGUCCCACUUGUUGAAGAUGCACCUCUACAGAGGGCAGAAUGGAUCAAGUACUUGGGAGUUUUUUCAAAUCUUGAAACAAGAGCAAAUCGGGUCUACGAUAUGAUUAAAGAGAACUACAUAUGUUUGAGUAGAGCAGCAGCUAAUAAGACUGCAUCCUUCAAACCUACAGUUGCUUGGAUGGAGUUCAAUGAUGGUGUUUGGUCAUUCACAAAAGAGACAUACAAGUUAAAGUAUGUUCAGGAUGCUGGAGGAGCAAAUAUUGAUGAUUCCAUUAACAAAGUGACAUAUAACAUUUCCAUACCAGAUGACUUGGAGGAGUUUUACGCCAUUUUGUGUACUGUCGAUGUGGUGAUUGAUGAAACCUAUGUUCCUGAUCCGGAUGCUUAUAUGCUCUCGACCUUCCUCCAAAACACAAAUUUGGAAGAUAAGUCUUGCUUUGCAUUUCUUGCAAAUCAAAGCUUGUGGAGGUUCGACAAAAGAAUUCAAAAAUCAAGUGUUCUUGUGCAGGACUGGUAUGAUGGAGCCGUCUCUCAACCUCAAUUGGUCCUAGCAGAUUUAAUUGAAGCUUUAUCUCCAUCCGGGAAUUACACGACAACUUAUAUCAGAAAUGUUGCUAAGGGUGAAGGAGUUAUUAACAUCAGUCCUGACAUGUGCCAGAGGGAAAGUUCAACUGCUAUGGAUCCUGUAGUUAUACCUUGCUAGAAUAGUUAAUUUGACAAAUUCUAUCCGUCCCUCUUGAAUGAUUUACAUCAAGAAUCAGUUAAAAUCGCUAAACAGAAGCAUGCAUGCAAGUUAAAA